Drosophila melanogaster (fruit fly) is the source of this 5361-nucleotide messenger RNA. It is a transcript of the gene THADA, whose product is annotated as THADA. The coding region runs from base 67 to 480 and encodes 137 amino acids. The record is from RefSeq and is marked reviewed. Gene Ontology annotation, cellular component: endoplasmic reticulum. The transcript is spliced from 7 exons. Lineage: Eukaryota; Metazoa; Arthropoda; Insecta; Diptera; Drosophilidae.
ACAACACCAAAGUGGCUGAUUUAAACCAUCUGAUAUUUACUAUUUAUCCGCAAUCCUGACAGAACCAUGAACGAUCUGAACCUGCGCGUGGCCGCCUUGAAGGUGUGUGCUCACCCCAAGAGAUUUGCCGAGCUGCGCGACGCCCUUGUGCCACUGCCCAACACGUGGAUUGCCGCGCCACAUGACUUUGUGCUCCAGUUCGCGGCGGCCAAGAGCAGUGCGGAGCAGGUGCAGGUGGUCAAGGAUGUCUUUUACGGGGAGCAGGCGCAAGAUCAUGAAGAUGUAGCCCACUUCCUGGCGGAUCUCCUGCUGGCCAGUCCCCUGAAGCACGCCGUGCGCAACCAGCUGACCAAGUACGACUCUUCUCGGACAAUGCGCUGGCCAAACAGAAUGCGUCGCCACAUCGCAGGCACUCGAAGGAGCACCUGCUGGAGGCUCUGCAGCAGUCGCUCGGCGAAAUGGCCAACAGUCUCGCAGUGAUCACGCCGCCUGUCAGCCACGAGCGCACCAACGAUGUCUUCGUGUCCGCCAACGCCUGCCUGCAGAACUUUCCCUUUGGACGGGAGGCCCUGGGCAAACAGGUGCAUCGCUUUGCGCCGCUGCUAACUACCGCCUUGGAGCGCUACUGGGCGGACAUUUGACAGUGACCCUACGCUGGAACUCUCGCCAACGCGUCGCAACGAGCUCUACUUGUACGUGCAGAAUGCGCUGCGGUUCUUGGUUAGUCUGCUGGCCGAGUGGAGCGACAAGUUGCGCCUGUUCGAGGAUCAGCGGUUUCCGGGCACGUCGAAUGCGGUGGCCCAAAAGGUGGCUCGCUACUACGACACUCCGUGGGACGUACGCUCCAUUGCCGCCCUGCUGAUCGGUCACCUGGCUCGGUUUUCCGGAACAUUCAAGGCGUAUGUCGAAGACUGCUCGAGGCCAAAGGCAGAGCAGGAUGUUCCCAUACAGAUGGCCGCCCUGCUCGUCCUGCGGCCCGUCGAUUAUACAGAAAACGCUACACUAGCACUGGCUAUUCUGAAGAGGAUCGUGGCCGUCAGCGAGCUGAAAAGCACCGUGACCAAUCUGCUUGUCUUCCUUUCCAAGCAUCUGUUCAUUUACUCCAAAUCGCUGGGCGAGAUGCACGCCCAUCUUCCUGACGACCAGAAGUUGCUAUACCAACGGAUCUUGGCACAGCUGCAGGUGUUCGCCCUGCAGAAUAUCUCCAGUGACACGGACUCCGUGCGCCACAUGAGCAGCGCCCUGCUGCACCAGGUGCUGCAGCACGCCCAGGCCGCCGGCCAGGAGGAGCUCUUCCAAGUCGUCUAUCGCCAGUUUGAAGAUCGUGCUGCAUACCUAAAUGCCAGUUGCAUGGCACUGGAGCAGCUGGUUGCGGUGGCCGGAGUCAGCAAGUCCAUCGAGAACUGUCCUUCGCUGUUCGGAGUCAUAUUCCCGCGCCAUCUGGGCUGUGAGGAUUGUGUGGAUGCCCUGUUCAAAGCCAUGAUGGUAUCGGCCCACAAGACGGAACCCUUCGCCGAGUGGCAGAGCCGGUGGUUCGGUCUGCUUUUGGCGGCAAUCCGCGUGCCGGAGAAGCGCCGCCAGGUCAUUGAGGAGCUGAUCGCACAGGCCGUACAGCUGGAGCCAACGAGACUGGCGCAAGUGCUCCUGCCAGACGACCGGCUGCCGCUUAGCUGCAAGCUGGCGGCGAUUCUGGGCGUGAGGCAACUCAGCGCCAGGCGGCAGAAUCUGUUGCGUGGCAUGAAAGAGGAGGUGGAACAGGCCCUCAUCGGACUGGACGACCACACGCGCCUACUGGCGCUGCGAUUUCUGGUGGAGACGCCGCGUCCCAGCGAACUUUUAAAUGCCGACCAAAUGGGCGCCAUUGAACUUUACGUGCGGCACAAUGCCAACAAUCCUAGCGCCCAUCUGCGGCAGCUAGGCUACGGUCUGCUGCAGAAGGCCCUCAAGAGAGUCCAUUUCGGCCUGGUCGAGUACCGGAAGAGCCGCACGCCGGCGUCGCAGGAGGUGCUCCAGUUCCUAAUACGGCUUAUCCGCACUCUCGCGCAGAAUCUGUUUCCCACGGCGAACUACGGACGACGCUGGCUUUCGCUGCGCUUGCUGCGCGAUUGCCUGGAGUUAAGCGAGAUGGUGGGCAUAACGUUCAGCGAGUUGGGAAUAGAGCUGCCCACAGAGGCACUGAUGGCCUGCUUGGGCGACAGCUACGAGCACAACAAAGUGCUGGCCGCUCAGCUGCUGGAGCGAUUUCAAUCCCAUUCCCUCUUCAAGCCGGAUGAGAUGAUCGAGCUGCUGCUCUCCCUCAGGCCAUCGGACUCCGCCACCGGAGCCUUCCAGCUGCAGGUCUAUUGCAAAGCCAGUCGAGUGCAAAGCGAGAUGCCCACGCCAACGCACGGUGGCACAAUCCACGAGCCGCUUACCUUCAGGGCAUUGCAGUGGUGCCUGCAGCACUUGAGGGAGGGCCUGCGUCUCGCCCAGCUUGAUCUUGGCGAGGCGGCCAAGCUGAACCCUUUGUACGGCCUGCUUUUUGCCAGCCGGCAUCUGCUGCAGCAACUCAAACUCAAGGAACUGGCGAAAGAGCCUCAGUGGAGGCAGUACAUAGACGAGCUAGUGACCAUGUGCCUGGCAGUCAGCAGCGUAGUGCUGCCUGUGGUCAGCAGCGCUUCCCCCGAAGGCCACCUGCCCGAAACCUGCGACCAGGAGACGGAUCAGCCGCUGACCAACGUGCUCGACCGUCAGUUGAGCCGCGAGGAACUGCUGCAGGUGCGCACGACGCCCCAGAUGAUACUGCUGUGCGCUUGGCGCAGCAGCAAGGAGGUGUGCCUCAUCCUGGGCGAGCUUGUCCAGCGCGCACCACUGGAGGAGGAGGAGGAUGAGGAGCAGCAGCAGCAGCAGGGCGACUUCCUGCUCAGCCGUGCUCAGCUGGAGGCCAUCGGGGAGCAUUUCCUGCAACUGCUGGCCGAGACGAAGCAUCGCGGCGCCUUCGAGCAGGCCUACGUGGGAUUCACGAUGCUGUGCCGCCGCUUCUGGCACAGCGAGUCGGUGCGUCUCAACCAGCUGCCCGGCCAGUGGGUCGACGAGGCCAUGGCGAUGGUCAGCGGCCAGGAGGAGUGGGCAGGCAAGGGUGCCCGCCUGUGCGCUACGCGCCGCAGUGCCGGAAUGCCCUUCAUGCUGCAGGCGCUGGUCGGCACGGAGCUCAAGCUGGGCACCCAUGCCACUCUCUAUCGCUGCAUGAACCGCCUGCUCGAGGUGUGUGAGCGCCGGACAGGUGGAGCCGCUGGUAUCACCGCCCGCAGCCACGCCCUCAACAUCAUGCGCGCCCUCUUCCGCAGCAGCGAACUGGCCGAGCUGGUCACCGAGUUCAUGGCCCGCGGCAUUCAGUGCGCCCUCGACGGACUGCUGCUCGCGGAGGAGUGGGCGGAGCGCAAUAGCGCCACUCUGCUGCUGGCCGCCCUCAUCGUUCGCGUCUUUGGCGUGGAGCGUGCCCGCCUGGAGACCGGUGAGCUGCACGUGCGCAACCGCAUGACGGGACGCAUCUUCUUUACGCGCUAUCCGCAGCUCUUCGACUACUUCCACGCCGCCCUGCAGCGCGAGUCGGAGCAGAUGGACGCCGGCGGCGGGGGCAGCGAGAACGCGAGCGGGAAGCGGCGGCAGGCGGUCCAGCUGGAGGCCAUGCUGCUGAUGCUCAGCCGGCUGUAUCCGUCCUCGCUGGAGGGCGCGGAGUCAACCUUAAAUCUCAGCGAGUUUGUGCCCUUCCUGAUAAGGAUCUGCCACUCCCACGAUCUGAUGACACGUGAAAUGGCUGCCCUGGUGGUGGCCAACUUUGUCACCCAGGAACAAGCGCUGGCCGAGAUCAGGCGCAUCGUCGUGGAACUUAAGGCACUGCAGCUACGGCUAAAGAACACCGAGGCAGCUAACACCAAGCUAAACACCAAUGUCCUGCACGGCCAGUUGCUUCUGCUGCUGCAUCUACACCGCUUGGUUCGCUGGACACGUCCUUCGUUGACCAGAAUGCAGCUACACACCCUCGCCGAACUGGCAGCUCCGCUCCUACAGCACGACGCGUGUGCAUUCAGUGCGCUGGUGGCGGUGAUGGUGGCUGCCAUGGAGGAUGCCGUGGAGCCCGGCUUGCUGGAUUUCCAGCUGCUGGAGCAGAUUGGCGUCGUUUAUCUGCUGAAUCAUAAGGAGGUCCAAAGCCGUUGCCAGCAGCUGGGUAUCUCCAACCGUUUCUAUCAGAUCUUUGGCCUCCAUCUGCACCGUCUACGCGGCAUUUCCCAGGGAAUAGUGCUGCACAUCGUCGAGGAUCUGGCCGAAACCAUCUGGGCUCUGGACGAGCUGAAAGUGGAGCUGUGGCUGUACAUUCUUCUACAGAGAUCCCUAAGCGAGCAGAAUUCGCUGGUCAGUGAGCAGGAUAUCGAGCACUUUGAGUUUUCACGCGACAUUCGCCGAUAUUUCGAGACCCUUAGUCGUGAGCAGCGGGAGGAGGUGGGCCAGGAACUGUAUGAAUCGCCGGCUGUUCGCUCGAGCGUUCUGCACAUGAUGCACAUGAUCAAAAGCUCAAAGAACAGCUGUUGGAGCCUUCAGCUGGCCGGUCGCCUGGCCGCCUUGCAAACCCUGCUUCGAGAUCCGGGACUGGAACUGAAUCAGUUAGUCCAGCGCUGCUCAGAGGAGCACUCCACCCACCAGGAGGCGGGCUUGCUGCUCGGCCUGCGUAGGCUGAUCGGCGAAAGCAAGAUGCUGGAGCGAAAGCACUGGCUGCCCAUGCUGAACUACGCGCAGCGACUUGUGCAUCCUGGCCAACCGGUCUAUCUUCGCCAUCAGGCUGCCGAGCUGUGCGAUUCGCUGGCUCGCAAUCACCUGCGUGAUCAACUGGUUGCAGGUACCACAGAUGUGGACAUUGGGUUGGUCGGACGCUUUAGUGGACUGGUGCUGCUGCUGCUGCACGACGACGCGGAGUGGGUGCGUCAUCGGGCUGUCCAGCUGGUGUGCGGCGCUGGACUGCGGACGAGGAGUGGGGCUGGACAGGAGCAAGAGCAGUCUGCCAUGGCGCCACUCAUCCUGCCCAGUGCCUUGAUACCACCAUUCUUGGACACCAUGAUCGGUAAGCUGACCUUCGAUGACUUCAACAUGGUACAGCGCCUGGUUGACAUCAUCGCUGAGCCCUUCACUACCGCCGAUGCAAUGGAGCUGUUCGACAAGCAGGAGAACAACCAUUACUGCGAAAGGAACCACGUUUUAACCGAGCUAUGGGACGCUCGUGGACGAGCAGAUCCACGUGCAAGAACACCAACAAUACCGACGGGGUAUCAAAUAUUUAAGUGACGAUCGCACAUUUAAAACAUAUGUAUUAAAUGUACAAAAGUUUUU